This is a messenger RNA of Cotesia congregata, 609 nucleotides long. Lineage: Eukaryota; Metazoa; Arthropoda; Insecta; Hymenoptera; Braconidae. The record is from the annotation of a GenBank genome assembly.
AUGAUAAUUGUUGCUAUGGUGACGGUUGCUAUGUUUAUUGUUGCUAUGAUAAUGGUUGCUAUGUGUAAAAAUCGGCUGAUCAGACGAAGGAUUGAUUAUAGCAGAAGAAAUUCAAUGGACCUCGGAGAUGCAUCUCGGGAGUCAGAAUUUGUAGUUUUAAAAGAAAGACGGCUGGUACCUCGCGAAGCAGUAUUCGAAGGGAUGAAACGUUUUUCAUUUUUGUUAGAAACUUGCCAACCUGGUUCAGUACCAGACCAUCAUUUAAUAGCAGCAAUUCUCGACCUGCCUCACGCUCCAGUGGUAGCCAGAGCAUCAUUGCUGCUAGAGUGUGCCCACUUGGUCCACCAGUGUAACAAAGGCCACUGGCCAACCUGGAUGAAGAUCAACCUCCCGAUAUUCCGACCAUCAAUUGCCAUGAGCACCAGAAACGCUCCCAGUGGCUUAAGACGGACUCAUGUUCUCCAACGAGCUGCUGGGAAACUAUUUUACCAGUGGGCUGAAGCUAUCAGUGCGCGGCUAGAAGAAUUCAUGAAUGAAGACAAGAAAAAUGUUGAUCAGAUUAUUGCUUUGGUUAAUGACGAGUCGAAGCAGAGGGAGCUGAUACUUUAG